AUGAGGCAAGUUGUGAUUCCGUCAUUGGACGGCGGAGCUGGCGACAGCGACGAAGACUACAGGGAUGACGACUCCGAGGUUGAGCCCGCCAAGAUGUUGGACCAGGAUGAGGUACAGGCAGCCUUUGACGACAUCCUGGAUCAGGCGAAGAGCCAGAAGUUGAACCUGGGUAGGAAGGAGAAUCGCCAAAAGUUCAUGCAAGCCUAUGGACACUUGCUGGCACGGACGACCAGGGACUCGGCACAGACGCUCCUCCACCUAAUCGCGAGCACGUUGGGACACAAGUCCCUCACUCGCUGUGUCAUCAGGAACCAAAAGACACUUCUGAGCUACACAGAUGAGGCUGGCAAGACUCCUCUGCAUCUAGCCAUCGCCAAGAAGAACCUCAAUUUUAUCGAUGUCGUUGUCGAUGAGAUCGAUGACCUGGACGCUCUCCUUCAAAUGCGGUGCGAGCACGCUAGAAACUGUAUCCACGCAGCCAUCUACCACCAUCUGAAGCCUGAAAGCACCAUCGCGCUGAUCAAGGCCGCGUCUGAAGAGACCCUGCGAGCCACGGACCAAAGUGGUCUGACACCCCUACACCUGGCAGUCGACUACAAGUAUGCAUCGGAAUCACACUUGAGAAUUGUCCAGGCGCUCAUUGCCCAUGGAGAUGGAGCCCUGGACAUCUUCACCAAAGAUCCCAAAGACUUAUCUGUAUACGAGUACCAUCAGUUCACGCGGAGUCUGUGGCGGAAGCGGUUGGAGGACUCAGUCUCCGCCCGUCUUGCAGAAAAAAGGCAAGAGAAAUUCGCAGGCUCAACCCAAGGCCAGGAGAACGAGCUUACUGGCGAGAGAGCCUCUUUUGAAGGAUCCCCGGAGCGCGUCAGUCGGAAAGACCGAUUUGUCCCUGAGCAACGAGGCAAAGAUGGUCGAAGGGGACCGACCCUGCCAUCAGUUGGCAUCCAUAGGCGAGAUUCUGAACUAGUCGACGAGCCCACUUCGGGCCCUAAUACAUAUGGUCAUCAUCAAAGGCGCACAGCAGCAGAAGACGGGAAAUCAGCUGCCGAUGGUUUGCCAGGCGUUGAAGACUUCAAGCUGCUGAGAAGGUCAACAGCUGGUGCCUCAAAGACCGGCCAAAAGGGCGAGGACAACACGCGGCUCCAGGAGGAGGAAAAGCGGAAAGCCGAAUACGCAGACACGAUCUUACGAGAAGUCAAACUCUAUUAUCUUCGCACGACAUUGGAGACAGACUCAAGGUUUGCCAGCAGAGAUCAACACAACGCCGUGAGGUUUCUACACGGCGCCAACUUCAACAAUAUCAGUCUGUGUUUCGACUACUCCGAGGCUCCAGCCGAGAUCUUUGAGGACUCAUUCAUACAGAGUUAUGACCACAUGAACUUUGAUCAAGUUUUACGUUAUGUCUCAUUCCGUAGAAUCGAGCUCCAGAAACCCCCGGCGCCAAGUCGAGAGUCAAGACUGACCAAGCACCGGCCCGCGAGGCCAAAGACUGGACGAGGGAGGAGUGACCUGACCGUCUUCUUCGGCUGGCUGCAGAGAAAGGGGGUUAAACACAUCCUCAAAGUCAUCGUGGAUGAUCUCAAGGACCCACCGCAUAGUGAUAAGGCAAUCGAAGAUUGCUUGAGGCCAUUCGAGGUGGAAGUCCUGGACUGGCGCAAAGUUGACUUGUGCCCAGAGACCAUCUUGACUGCCUGUCGAAACGUGAGGCAGCUCCAUCUCCGAUGGAGUGAUAACAGGGCCAUCCUUAGGGCCUGGAGCGAGCCGGAAGGACUGCCAAGGCUAGAAAAUCUAGAGGCAGUGCAUCUCAUGUGGGAUGAUGGGCAGGCCUUAGAGUCGGCUGACCGCAUCAACAUGUAUGUGGAGGAUUUUAAAGAGCGGCUAAACGAGUCAGCUACUCGCAAUAUGAAUGAGGCAGAUGCGCUUGGUGGAGAGAAAACCCAAGAAACGAGAAGCAUUCUCGUUUUCAAACGCAAGACAGACGUUGCCGGCAGCGAGCGACUUGUUCAGCAGGGCGGAUUCACAAAGACGCAAAGCGGCACUAACGAGAUGAAUCUACAGUCCAACAGAUGGCUCAACUGCAUGGACAGGUUCGCUGAUGAGAUACAGAACGUGCGCUUGGAUGACAUCAAGCCUCAGCACGACAUCAAGGUCGCCUUGAUCGACGACGGCGCCGAUCCCUACGUGGAAUCGCUCCGUGGCAAGAUCAGGGGCGGAGAAUCCUUCGACAGGGGUUUCCCACACGAGAAUGGACCAAGUCCCUAUUACAGAUCCAGCAAGGGCCACGGAACUGUCAUGGCAGACAUGAUCUGUCGAGUGUGUCCGAUGGCCAAGCUGUAUGUCUACAAACUGGAGAUGCAGCCCAGCCUCAACCUGGCAACGCAAACUCCAGGGCAGGAAUACAUUGCUGCAGAAAGCGCUGCUCUAGCUGUGAGGGCAGCAAUAACCCAGAAAGUAGAUAUAAUCUCCAUGUCCUGGACGGUCAAGGAUACCGAGGACAACCAUAAUGGCAUCAAUGGCCUGCGUGAGGCGGUCAAGGACGCUCUUAACUCAGGCAUACUCCUCUUCUGCGCUGCCGCCGACACAGGCGCCGUCACCGAGGUCGAGUACCCUUGGUCCUUUGACCAGCGCCGCAUCUUCCGGAUCGGGGCGGCGACGGCUGAUGGCCGGGUAUGGGGCCCGACGGGUAGCCCGCGAGACCUGAGCUUCAUCGUGCCCGGUCACAAGGUCGUGUCGCGGAACCCACACCGGGAGGGAGCAUUGCCGGAUGACUUUGAGGAGCGGACCGGCUCGUCUGUGGCUACGGCUUUGGCAGCCGGCCUAGCAGCCCUCAUCCUUCACUGUGUCCGUCUCGGAGCUAUCCACACGGAACGAGAGGCUUUGCGUGGUGUCCGAUCGCCCACGGCAGUCAGUGACGCUGAUGUCGAAAGCCUCAAGAAACAUCACAACAUGCACGGUGUUCUCCGUGCCAUUGGUCUUGACGAAGGUCAGCAACGUUUCAUUGAGGUGUGGCGGCGUUUCGAUGGCCCGGCCCAGGAGCUCAAGUCACCCGGCAUCAACUCUUCAGGUGAGGCCCUGGAUGUUGUAGCCAAGUUAGCUCGAGAUCUCGUUUCCGGCAUUGCAGGUGGGAGUAGCUAG
Messenger RNA from Fusarium falciforme, 3135 nucleotides. RefSeq names its product Peptidase-S8 domain-containing protein. Bases 1 to 3135 code for a protein of 1044 amino acids. Gene Ontology annotation, biological process: proteolysis. The record is from RefSeq and is a predicted model, not a curated record. NCBI's taxonomy places the organism in Eukaryota, Fungi, Ascomycota, Sordariomycetes, Hypocreales, Nectriaceae. Gene Ontology annotation, molecular function: protein binding; serine-type endopeptidase activity. The transcript has 4 exons.